GAAAACUACACAUAAACCUAAAGUUAACAUAAUCCUUCAAUUAGAGACUAUAAAUAGAUAACAAGUCCUCCACAACUUUCUCAUUCCAUUUCUUUAUUUCAUCUUUUAUUAGUUACUCAUUUCUUGAUUCAAAUCAUCAUGGCUGAGGAGAAGCACCACCACCACCUUUUCCACCAUGAAGAUAAGUCUGGUUAUGUUGAAGAGGUUGACUAUAGAAAAGAGGAGAAGCACCACAAACAUCUUGAGCACCUUGGUGAGCUUGGAACUGCAGCUGCUGGUGUCUAUGCCUUGCAUGAGAAGCAUGAGUCAAAGAAAGACCCUGAACAUGCUCACAAGCACAAGAUAGAGGAGGAGAUUGCGGCGGCUGCCGCCGUGGGAUCCGGUGGUUUUACCUACCAUGAACACCAUGAGAAAAAAGAAGCUAAGAAAGAAGAUGAAGAGGCUCAUGGAAAAAAGCACCACCAUCUCUUUUGAUGAACAUGAUAAUUAUAAUCAAGCUCAGAAAGAUCACAUAGGGUUUGUUAUGUGCUAUUUGCAGGGUAUUUAAAUAAAGUUUGAGCUAUGAUUUGGAGAGUGUUUGAUUUUCUAUAGUUUGUUAUUUAUUUGCAUAUAUAAGAUGUGUAUUGUGUUUGAAUUAUGUUUAAACCCUUAAAGAUGUGUGUAAGGAAAUGUUUGAAUAGUAAUUCCAAGAGUUUGAUCUAA
Molecule: messenger RNA, 702 nt
Organism: Lathyrus oleraceus (garden pea)
Lineage: Eukaryota; Viridiplantae; Streptophyta; Magnoliopsida; Fabales; Fabaceae
Product: abscisic stress-ripening protein 2
Exons: 2
Coding region: 139-474 (111 amino acids)
Source: RefSeq, a predicted model, not a curated record